CAUCACUCAAUGUGAAGGGAUACCACUCAGAGUGUAAGAACGUGAAGUAGUCUGACCAAAAUGUUGAAAUUAUUUUUUUUGAUUUUUCUGGGAGUCAUCUGCGCGCAUGGAUCAGUUUCGUUGCACAAUCCUUUCUAUUGUUUCGAUACCGAUCCAAUAAAGCCCCAGAAUACAAUGUUUGCUCCAGUUACUAGCUACGAUAACGCACGUGGACGAGGAUUCAUUAACCCUUCGGUCUCAAUGGGCGCACCAAGAAAACUGUUUCUGCUGAGUCGACAUGGGACAACGUUGCCAAUUGCCAGUGAAAUCAAUCGAAUGCUUGACAUACAUGAAAGCUUGAAACGCCGUGUUAUUGAAAACUACGAUGCUGGUCGAUCUCAGCUGUGUAGGGAAGAUAUUCAGAACAUACGUGAAUGGUACAUCAGUCCGGACUUGCAGCCAGAAAGAAGCUUCGAAUUAACACCCCAAGGGUGGAAUGAAUUUCGUGGUCUUGGAGAACGGUUGUCGGAAGCUUUUCCCGAUGUAUUGCCGAGAAAAUAUUCGCCUGCGCAAUUUUUAUUCCGUGGCUAUGGCAACACGAGCGUGAAUGGACUACAAGGAUUUGCUGAAGGAGUUUUCGGUGAAUGGGACAUUGUUGAGUUUGCUGCAGGUUCUGAGCCUGAUAUUCUGUUAAUGCCAACUUCACACUGUCCUUUAUACGACGAGGCCCGUACGAAUUCGAUCGAAAUGGAUGCCUUUGAGUCGGGACCAGAAUUCAACGAAAUGGCCUUGCAAGUUAAUCGCAAAUUAGGGUUCAUCGGAAGCAACCAGCUCGGUGCUUGGGAUAUAAGAGUUGUCUGGGACUUUUGUAGAUUCGAACAAGGCUGGAACUCGACGACUCCGUCGCCUUGGUGCGCAGCAUUUUCGAUUUCGAAUCACGCGAUUUUGGAAUACUGGCUGGAUCUUCAAUAUUACUAUAUUGCAGGGUAUGGCGGAGAUGUGCCCCUUUUUUCCAACAUCAACUGUCAAGUACUGCAGGAUCUGUUAACGUUUAUCGAGUCAAACGACCCCGACGAUCACCUAGCGAGAAUUUAUGGUACUCAAGCCUUAGCGCUACCGAUGUUUCUAGUUUCGCUUGGUGCUUUCAAUGGUGAUGAGCUUUUGACUCGACAUAAUUUUGCUCAGCAAACCUUUCGGCAGUGGCGAACCAGUUUAAUGGAUAACACUGGAUCUAAUUUUGUUUUAGUGAAAUUUGAAUGCACGGAUGGUGACGACGACUUGCUGUUAUUGCUUAACGAAAGACCUUUGAGUAUACCUGGCUGCAAUGCUGUUACAGGUCUGUGCAAGCAAUCUGUUUUCGUUGAACGUUACAGACGCUUCUUAAACGCCAACUGUUCCGAAGUGUUUUGUAGUCGUACGAGUAGUUAAGGAAUGAACGUGUCAGGAAGUUCAUU
Molecule: messenger RNA, 1433 nt
Organism: Bradysia coprophila
Lineage: Eukaryota; Metazoa; Arthropoda; Insecta; Diptera; Sciaridae
Product: multiple inositol polyphosphate phosphatase 1-like
Molecular function (GO): inositol phosphate phosphatase activity; acid phosphatase activity
Source: RefSeq, a predicted model, not a curated record